AUGGCCAACCCAAACGACCCGCCUCUGGACGAGAUCCAAUGGCGCGCCCCCGACAUCGCAGCCUCGAUGCAGGGCAUCCACUCCAACAGUGUGCUCUUCUACUUUGCCGAGUCGCCCUUUUUCGACCGUCAGUCCAAUAACGCCGUCAUCACGAACCAGGCCAUGUUCAACCCGGCCCUUCUCAAGAACCUCGCCACGCGCGAAGCCUUCGAGAGCGAGCUCGACAAGAUGGCCGGGCUCGAGUUCAGGGUCCUGCACGCGCCCGCCGACAUGGUCAUGGGCACGGGCGUGUGGACGAUUGUGAAGCAGACGAGGCAGAAGAACCUCGACCGCGGGCGGAUGGAGACUAAGCCUCUGGCAUAUUACUUUGUCGUCGGGGAGAAUAUCUAUCAGGCGCCGACGCUGGGCGAUCUUCUCAGUUCGAGGAUUGAAUCAAUCGCCGAAUCAAUGAGAAAGGUUCUUCCCGCGGCCGACAGCGUACGCAAGUGGACGCCCUCCCUAGGCCAUGUCUAUACCCAACCGACGCCCCCCUCAGCCCUCGCCCGCGCGAAAGAUGGAGCAGCAGCAGCAGCAGCAGCAGACACACCCGCCGCCGAAGGCGCAACGAAUGGUACCAAGAACUUGGCGGGCGCCAAAUCAGGCAGCAACGGCAAAAAGGACUCGACGGCCAACGCGCUGGACAGGCUGGCAGAGGAGUCCUUUGCGAUCCACAUGCGCCACGGCGGCGACUACUUUGACGAGAACCCAAUCACGGGCAGGCCCGGCGACUUCCACUUUGCGAGCACGGGGCGCAAGGACAAGAUUGCGCCGCCGCCGCCGCCAUCGCAGGCUUCGCAGGCGCAACCUAAGCCGGUGAUCAAUACUAAGCUGGCGGAGGAGGCCAAGAAGGAGGGGAAGGAGGGCAAGAGCCCCAAGACGCCCAACGGGCCAAAGCCCAAGAGGAAGAAGAGCAAGAUUGCGACGCCGGCUACGACGCCUGGUCCGUCUUCGUGA
Molecule: messenger RNA, 993 nt
Organism: Colletotrichum fioriniae
Lineage: Eukaryota; Fungi; Ascomycota; Sordariomycetes; Glomerellales; Glomerellaceae
Gene: MED6
Product: Mediator of RNA polymerase II transcription subunit 6
Biological process (GO): regulation of transcription by RNA polymerase II
Cellular component (GO): mediator complex; core mediator complex
Molecular function (GO): transcription coactivator activity
Source: RefSeq, a predicted model, not a curated record